UCGCUGUUCGGACCUGGCGCGUUUUAGUUGAUCGUCUUCCAUCGCUCCGACCAGUCGUCGUCACCGUCACUGUCAGUCACCGCGUUAGUGCUCACAAGUCGUAGACCUCGACCAGUCCGCGCAUCUAGCCCCGGUGCGUUUGCGUGUGUGCUUUUAGCAAACGCUAUCAGAACCGUCCUUUUACGUGUGCAGCAAAUAUCGCAUGUCAUACAGUGAAGGCAAGCGAGAUAGCCAGGUGACAACACAGCUUCCGAUCGAGAACGCAAAACGUAGCUUGCUAAAAAGGAUACAACAGCUAGCGGGCACCAAUAAGACGGACGAAAAGUCGGAACGAUUUUACCCAGUUGCUGUUGAGCGUAAGCUCGGUUCGGAGUGAAUUAGCAUCAUCUUACCGUAAUACCAUUAUCCGACGCUUACGAGAGCGAACGAAUGCUCAACUCGACGGUGUAAACGGUUGGCGCUUCGUACCGAUCGGCCACAGUGUAUCCUGCACGAGGAUCUAUUUUCAGCCAGCUCGGGACAAUUUUAAAGUGGUUGUGUUCGUUUUUGUUGUGUGAAGAGUCUUUUUUUUUGUUUGUGCCAACGGAUCUGCUCUCAGCUCUCAGCAUCUCAGUGCGUCAGUGUCAAUGUCGGUGGCGAUUCACCAGAGGACUAUUUCUUGUCGCAUGACCAACGCCACCAAAAUCAUCACCACCGGCAGCCUCUCGGCGGUACCAGUCACGCUUCGAACGUGACACUGCUCGUGAGCGCAUUUCUAGCGCACGAUUGUUUAAAUCAAACAUUUAUUCCCUCGCGCUCGGGUGGAAGAGCGGAAGAUACAAGCCGAGGAAGCAGCAGCAACAGCAACAAAAAGAUACGCACCCGGGCCCCAUCUAACAGGCGUCUAAUAUUUUUAUGGGAAAAAUAUACGGGCAAAAAAGUAAUUUAAAACAUCCGCUACGGAAGCGUAAAGUCGUGCAGUGAAGUGUGGCGAAUAUUUUACCGAAUGUGCGAGUGGUAGUGAUAGCGAUUUUACUACAUAGUAGCAGCAGUAGCAGCAGCAGUCUCUUUUUAAUUAGUACCUCAACUUUGCUUUGACACUCGACGACCGCCAAAAUAGUUGAGGAGCCUCCAAGCGUGUUGGUCCAAGCACACACUCUCUCGACGCAUUGUAACCAUCAGAAUAAUCGAAGCGCAGCCAGGAAGACAACCAGCCUUUCACAAUGACGGUUGAUAAAGGCCACACCAACACCGCGUUCGUCGGAGACGAGGCAAUCAAUGGCAAGAAACCACCGCAGGCGAAGACUAUCGAUCCCAACAUGUACACCUUGGAGAUACAGGAGAAGAAACCAGGACUAGAGGCGGAGUACGAUCCGUUCCAGCAUCGACACGUUGAGCAUCCGACGACAAACAAUGAGACACUGAUUCAUCUUCUCAAAGGAUCACUCGGAACAGGCAUUCUGGCCAUGCCGAACGCUUUCCAUCAUGCCGGUUGGACGGUGGGUGUCAUCGGUACGCUGCUGAUUGGAUUGCUCUGUACCUACUGCAUACACCUGCUGAUCAAAGCGGAGUAUGAGCUGUGCAAGCGGAAACGAGUACCGAGCCUGAACUAUCCGGCCGUCACCCAGACUGCACUUCUCGAGGGACCGGAAGCGCUUAAACCUCUUUCCAAAGUUAUAAUUCACGUAGUAAACGUGUUUCUGCUCAUCUACCAGCUCGGUACCUGCUGCGUGUACGUCGUGUUUGUGUCCUCCAACAUUAAGGCCAUCGCCGACUACUACACCGAAACAGACACCGAUGUGCGGCUGUACAUGCUGAUCAUUCUUCUGCCACUGAUCCUGAUCAACUGGGUGCGGAAUCUGAAAUUUUUGGCACCAUUCUCGACGAUCGCUAAUUUUGUCACGCUCGUCUCGUUCGGCAUCAUCCUGUACUACAUCUUCCGCGAACCCAUCUCGUUCGAGGCACGCGAAAAGGUCGGCACGAUGAGCGGUUUCGCGCUCUUCUUCGGCACAGUUCUGUUCGCGUUGGAAGCUAUCGGAGUGAUCCUGCCGCUGGAGAAUGAGAUGAAAUCGCCGAAAAAGUUCGGUGGCAACUUCGGUGUGCUAAACAAAGCCAUGAUCCUGAUCGUCACGCUGUACGUCGGUAUGGGCUUUUUCGGAUACCUGAACUACGGCUCUGCCAUUAAGGGAUCGAUUACGCUCAAUCUGCCAGAAGAUGAAAUCUUGGCGCAAUGCGUUAAGGGAAUGUUAGCCUUUGCCAUCUACAUCACCCACGGACUGGCGUGUUACGUAGCGAUUGACAUCACCUGGAACGACUACCUGAAGAAAAAUCUGGGUGACUCUCCGCGAAGCGUCUUCUACGAGUACAUCGCACGAACGGUGCUAGUGUUAAUCACAUUCCUGCUGGCCGUGGCCAUUCCCAAUCUGGAGCUCUUCAUCUCGCUGUUCGGAGCACUCUGUCUUUCUGCCCUGGGCAUCGCCUUCCCGGCACUGAUUCAAACCUGCACCUACUGGCAUCAACGGAAGGGCAUGGCCAAGGUUUGGAUGGUCGCGAAGAACAGCGUUAUCGGUGUGGUGGCCGUGCUGGGACUAGUGAUCGGUACCUCGACCAGCAUGAUCGAAAUUAUUCACACCUUCGGUCACGACGAUUGAGGCGAGUGCGGCUGUGUGCGCUAGCAAUCAACGAGCAGCGAAAAUCAACAUCCGCCACCAACAUGAAGUAUUGAUUCGCCAUCUUUUCACUCCAUCAUUUACAAAUAAGUAUUAUUCGACGCGUAAACAGCGCACCUGGCGACAGAGAGAAAGUGCACUUUGCAGAGGGUCGGAGGGGGAGGGGAUGGGGAACGUGAGUGUCCGAAUGUGUGUGUAUGUUUGGGGAGGGGGGCGUGUGCUUCUAAGAGAGAGAGAUAGAGAUAGAGAAUGACAGAGUCAGACGUUUGUGAGGGAAGAGGAGAAAACAUGAUUGUAAAAGCCAUAACCAUUCCUAUGAGAAAUGCGUUGAGAAGUGCAAGCCUUAGGUGCAGCUGUCGAACUACUACCGUGCUGCUCCUGAUCUCCUGAUCAUGAUGUGACAGGCGGUGGCUACCGAAUUGGCGGGGUCCAUUUGCCGUCAGUUGUUCGAUCAUUUCUGUCAUAUGUGCUUUUGUUUUAAGGUGUUCUUGCACAUUCACUUGAUGUUCCCUAUGAUCGCAACGAUCGAUAACUGUGAGUUGGUGGAUUACGCACAGGAAGCCCACCAGGACGAACGUAUGUAUUUGUAAGACUAGCUAAGCUAAGAGGAAUGAUCAACCGGUAAUUUGAAAAGUUGUGUACAUAGUGUAAGUGAAACUGCAAUAAACUCGUAUUUUAAUGAAACAAGAUAA
Messenger RNA from Anopheles stephensi (Asian malaria mosquito), 3340 nucleotides. Its product is annotated as proton-coupled amino acid transporter-like protein CG1139. Bases 1203 to 2630 code for a protein of 475 amino acids. The record is from RefSeq and is a predicted model, not a curated record. Gene Ontology annotation, molecular function: amino acid transmembrane transporter activity. Gene Ontology annotation, cellular component: vacuolar membrane. Gene Ontology annotation, biological process: amino acid transmembrane transport. Lineage: Eukaryota; Metazoa; Arthropoda; Insecta; Diptera; Culicidae. The transcript is spliced from 8 exons.